Molecule: messenger RNA, 2454 nt
Organism: Sesamum indicum (sesame)
Lineage: Eukaryota; Viridiplantae; Streptophyta; Magnoliopsida; Lamiales; Pedaliaceae
Product: Protein kinase superfamily protein
Biological process (GO): protein phosphorylation
Molecular function (GO): polysaccharide binding; protein kinase activity; ATP binding
Source: RefSeq, a predicted model, not a curated record
UCUCCUGAUCCUUCUACAUUACCUUCAUAAUUAAUUCCAAUAACCAUUCUGAUAUACGUACGUCUGCCAGUCAGCUGCAGUCUAGUGCUAAUUCACGGCUACUGCCAUGUCCCUCGUCCUUCAUUUGUUUCUUUUUACUUCAUUAAUCUUCAGCCAGUUAAUAGCCACGGCUUAUUCUUUCCGGCCAGUUAUCGAAGCACAAGACCCUCUACCCCACUUAAAGAAUCCAAACCAAUGCACAACUAAAUGCGGCAACUUUCAGAUACCAUUCCCAUUCUACCUCAAUGCUACUUCCUGCCCCACACUUUCAGAUGCUUUCCGCCUUUAUUGCGUCAAUUCCUCCUCACUUUUCCUUAACAUUGCUUCCGGGAGCUAUCGUGUACUCCAAUUCUUACCUGACGGGGUAUUAGUUGAUUUCCCCAACACCUCCAUGUGUCGCCAGUACAAUGACUUAAAGUCCUUCUCCUUCUCCGGCAAUGAAUACUUUGGCAUCUCCACCGACAAUGUGCUCGAUUUGUAUGACUGUGAGGACUCUUCUCUGUGCAAAGCAGACUGUGAGAAAACUUCACUAAUGCCUGGUUGCGAGGGGCAAGCUGGCGGCUAUCCUUCUUGCUGUUAUCCAUUGUCCGACCGGAGUGCCUGGCGCCCAGGUGAUAGCUUGUCAGAGUUUUCGCAAUUCGGGUGCAGAGGAUUUUCAUCUUGGAUUGUUUUGCCCGGAAGCAGAAUUGGCAAGCGUGGUGUAAAGUUGGAAUGGGCUGUUCCAAGAAACUCAACCGAAGCCACUUGUGCUGCCAAUGCCGACGUCCUCAAUGCCACUUCUGUUGCAUCCGGCAUCAGAUGUCAAUGCCCCGACGGAUUUUUCGGUGAUGGGUUCCCUGUUGGAGCUGGAUGCCUCAAAUCCUGCUUGAAGGAUGGAAAGGAAGUUCACGGGCAUGAUUGUUACCGCCGGAACAACAAUGGUAGAAAGAAGGCAAUAAUUUUAGCUGUGGUAAUAAUUUCAGCUCUGACUGUUGUCUGCAUGACGGCACUUUGUCUUUCAAAACGGCCUAUUAGGUCAGAUAAGUUUGUCUCCGAUCAAUCCCAUUGCCAAAGUGCCAUCUUGUCUCAGAAAGCUUGUCGGUCCCGGUUAUUUACAUACCAUGAGCUUGAGGAAGCCACCAAAGGGUUUGUGGACGGGCAGAAAAUUCUUGAUGGCGCUAAGACAACACUCUAUGCUGGAGUCCUUAUGGGGGGAUCACAUGUAGCUGUACAAAGGAUUCAGUGUGAGAGUGAAAGAGACCUCAUUCGAGUUUUAUUCAGAGUGGAGUCAUUGUCUGCUCUCUCACAUAGAAACCUUGCACGCAUUAUGGGAUGGUCCAUAGACUCUGGCUACACUCCCCUGGUGGUAUAUGAUUAUCCUGUAAAUGGAACCUUUAAGCAGCAUUUGAUUCGUGCCAGAGAUCAGAAGAUACCUCUUGACUGGUACAGAAGAUUGAAUGUUGCUGCUGAAACUGCAUGCGUUCUCGCAUUCCUCCACCAUGAAAUUUCACCUCCUAUCUUCCACCAUGAUCUUCAAUCAGGUUGCAUCUUUUUAGAUGCGGAUUUCUCUGUGAAACUUGCUGGUUUUGAACUACAUAAUACUGACAAUGAGGAAAUUUAUCAUCCGAGUGAAAUGUUUGAAGGUUCACAUUGCAGGAAGAAUGAUGUUUACAGCCUUGGUGUAGUCCUUCUAGAAAUUAUCACAGGCAACACAAUGGUCAACUUUUCAACAAUAGCUUUGCAAAAGAUAAAGAACGGAAAGCUAGAAGAGAUUGUGGAUCCGAGUCUGUACUAUCAUGAGCAACCACCACUUGGGAGGGAGCAGAUAGAAAUAAUUGCUGACCUUGCAACUAGGUGCUUACUGUUUGGUGCUGAUGGAAAACUUGGUAUGGCAGACGUUGCAAGGGAGUUGGUGCAUAUCACAAAAGACAGUGUUGAUGGAAGUAGUAGAAGAGGACCUGCAUUGGAGGAAACAUUUUCCAAUUCAAGCCUGCUUCAAAUGAUAUCGAUGUCACCAGAUUCUAUUUACUUGCCCUAAUACAACCAUUCCACAAGUUGGUGUCAAAAGUUGCUCGCAAAAGGUUUGUUGCAGAGUUUCUUGAACUACUCUCAGGUCAGAUGCUGCUUCUACGAUUGUACAUUGAGCAAAUACACAAAAUUAUUUCUGGUCCUAUACAUAUGCCAUUGACAAAAGGCUACAGUAAGAAUUACUGCGCUCCAUGUCUAUAUGUGUCUCAGGAAUCAGAACCUUAGCAAAGUUUUGGAGGAUAUAUGAAGCUGAUCUUUAUAAGUUUUCUUCUUUUAAGUAUAUAUUAUAAACCGGCAAAACAACACAUCUCCCUUUUGACUUGUUGGAUUGUGCAUGUGGCAUAGCGGAGCGUCACAACCUUUGUCAUCAGGUUUAUUUUCUUUUAGAGUUAGUAGAAUUUUUUGUUA